AUGCUGCGCCGCAAUGCGCGGCUGCGCAAGGAGUACCUGUACCGAAAAAGUCUAGAGGGAAAAGAGAAGGAACAGUAUGAGAAGAAGCGUCUCAUCAGACAGGCUCUCGCCGACGGCAAGCCCAUCCCCAGCGAGCUCCGCAAGGAGGAGGCCGCCCUGCGCCAUGACGUGGCGCUUGAGGACGACAACACCGCCGUGCCGCGGAGCCACGUGGAUGACGAGUAUGCGCGCGCCGGCGAACGCGACCCCCGGCCGCUCAUCACCACCUCGCGCGACCCCUCUUCCCGCCUCGUCCAGUUCGCCAAGGAGCUGAAGCUGGUGUUCCCCAACUCCAUCCGCAUCAACCGCGGAGGGAACGUGAUUGCGGACCUGGUGGACUCGUGCCGGAACCACGACUACACCGACCUCAUUGUGGUGCACGAACACCGCGGCGAGCCGGACGGCUUGGUGGUCUGCCACCUGCCCUACGGCCCCACCGCCUACUUUGGCCUCUUCAACACGGUCUUGAGGCAUGACAUCGGCGACAAGAAGACGGUGGGGACGGUAUCGGAGGCGUACCCUCACUUGAUCCUAGACAAUUUUUCCUCCCGCCUGGGAAGCCGGGUGUCCAACAUCCUCAAGCACCUCUUCCCUGUGCCCAAGCUCGACACCAAGCGAGUCAUCACAUUUGCCAACCAGGCCGACUACAUCAGCUUCAGGCAUCAUGUGUACACCCAGCCGGCAGGCCCUUCCAGCCUCGAAUUGAAGGAGGUGGGUCCCCGCUUUGAGGCCAAGCUCUUCCAAAUAUCCCUGGGCACCGUGGACCAGCCGCAUGCCGAGAAGGAGUGGGCACUGCGCAGCUACACCAACUCCGCAAAGCGACAAAAGCUGGCCGAGGCCACUGAGGAGGAGGCAUGA
Molecule: messenger RNA, 897 nt
Organism: Auxenochlorella protothecoides
Lineage: Eukaryota; Viridiplantae; Chlorophyta; Trebouxiophyceae; Chlorellales; Chlorellaceae
Product: U3 small nucleolar ribonucleoprotein IMP4
Exons: 5
Coding region: 1-897 (298 amino acids)
Biological process (GO): rRNA processing
Cellular component (GO): Mpp10 complex; nucleolus; small-subunit processome
Molecular function (GO): rRNA primary transcript binding; snoRNA binding
Source: RefSeq, a predicted model, not a curated record